Seminavis robusta is the source of this 1125-nucleotide messenger RNA. The record is from the annotation of a GenBank genome assembly. NCBI's taxonomy places the organism in Eukaryota, Bacillariophyta, Bacillariophyceae, Naviculales, Naviculaceae.
AUGAAUCUCUACGCCAUCCUUCAAGAAAUGAAUAACUUCAACUCUCGUAGCGGCGAAACUACCGAUAAUGGUACUGGUAAUGAUGGCCUUGGCGCGGACGGCAAUGACUUUGCACCUCUUCGUCGGCAUGAUGGAGGAUACCGGUAUGACAACUAUCCACCUCUAGAUCGACUGGGUUUCCCUUCGAGGAACUUUCAAGCUGAUCCGCACCACCAGCUUCUCCAGCAACCCGACGCUGUAAGCAUGCAAGGAGGGCUUUUGCCGGUACGUUCUGGUUCAACCACGGGUGGUCCUUUCCGCAGUCUUUCGUCCUGGGUUAGCUCUUCGUCCGAUUUGCAACCUCGUCCGUUUGCGCCAGACUCAUCAUUUGGCGGAGCACCAGCACCUGCGAGCAAUGAAUUGUACAGCAACACCAUGCUUGGUGGGCCAUUGGCCCCGCCUACAACUAAUGCUGCUGCACUGAGCCAGCUCCUUGGCGGCGGCGAUUUCGAACGCCCGAGGAAGGCGACCCCCUACCAGAGCUCCUCUCAGUAUCCACUAGGAAUGCUGACGAUGGGAACCACCAAACCAUCUGCGUACGACUCUUCUGCCAUCAUGGCAAAGGCAAACAGCGUUGUUGCAAACAAUCCAAGAGGUCCAGUGCCAGUACCAGACGGACCUCUUGAGGGCCUGCCCGGACAGCAUUUGGUUAAGGGAAUGUUUGGCAGCAAGAAGGCAAAGGUUCUGCUUCCUGUUGACUUUCACCCGUCCGAAUACACGGUGAUCCUUGGCAGGGGACGUUGCACAGAAAGCAUUGGAAACAAGCGAUUCAAAGCGAUCGUACAAAAUCAUCUGCAGGAGUACUUGGAAGCCCCGGGGAAAUUGGAAAAGACCUUUAUUGUCACCAAAGUUAUGAACAUUGUUCGAGAAUCGUCUCCAAUGGGAGCUUUUGUGAAGUAUGAAAAUGGCAGGUGGUGGAAUGCUGGUGAACGAGCUGCUCGGGAGAAGGUUGGCGCUUCUUUCAGAGAUGCCUUGCAUAACUACUACAAGUCAAGUUCCAAGAGCAAAGUAGCGAGAAGGAGGGCAAAGGAGCAAGAAUGGAGUUCUGGCGGCGCUGCCCAUGGGUCUCACUCGUCUCAGUGCUAG